AUGGUGAACAACCGGACGUCCGAAGGCACCACCACGGCGGUCAGCAGCAACGGCUCCCCCCCGAAAGCCUGCGCCGGCUGCGGGGGGAAGAUCGCCGACCGCUUCCUCCUAUACUCCAUGGACCGGUAUUGGCACACCCGCUGCCUCAAGUGUUCGUGCUGCCCUCAGCUGGGAGAGAUUGGCACCUCGUGUUACACAAAGAGCGGCAUGAUCCUGUGCCGGAACGACUACAUCCGGUUAUUUGGGAGCAGCGGGGCGUGCAGCGCGUGCGGACAGUCCAUCCCGGCCAGCGAAAUGGUGAUGCGGGCGCAAGGCAGCGUAUAUCAUCUGAAGUGCUUCACAUGUGCCACGUGCAGAAACAGACUGGUACCAGGAGACAGGUUCCACUAUGUCAACGGCACCAUCUUCUGCGAACACGACCGGCCCUCGGGUCUCCUUAAUGGACACUUAAACCCUCUUCAGAAUAACCCCCUUCAGAGUAGCCCAAUGCUACCUGACCAGAAAGUCUGUUAGUCAGUCGGAGCCGCUUUCUCCUCCGUGCCUUCUGUUAAUAUUUCCUCGGAGACACAUUGUUGGCUUAUAGAAAUAUCUAUAAAUAUAAAUAUAUAUAUAUAAAUAUAUAUUAUAUACUCCUCUUCAAGUUUUUCGCUUGUUUUUUCGUCUGGUCUUCGCACACACGCAAACACAUCCGGCCUCGUCCAAAGGCGGCCGCGCCGGAUCCAAACCUGAGGAGGAUUAAGAACUUGUAAAUGACUUGUAAAAAGAAGAAUUAUUUUGCAAAAAGGAAACAGCCUGAAGACGACUUUUUUUUUGUUUUUUUUUCUGGUGAACAUUUAAAGGCAAAUGUUCAUUCUGUAUAUAGGACUUGUAAAUGCUUAUGACAUCACUGGUGACAUCACACACACGGACUGACCAAUCAGGAAGCAGCUGACAUCAUCGGGGGGGAAAAACACCAUAUUAAGUCACCGGAAGAAUUGGAAACUGGGUCUUCAAGGAUCAAGUUACAGAAUUGGGUUCCUCGGGGGCGGUCCUAGGGGGGGAAGGUGGGUUGGAUUGAUGGUGGUUCCCCAGAUUUUAUUAGAGAAUGUGAAUUAUAUGUUUUUUUGUCCCAAGGGGCAUCAAAAAUGUGUUUGUGCCAAAAACAUCCCCAUACAACUCCCAGCAUGCCCGCAAAGGCUGUCGGGGCAUGCUGGGAGUUGUAGUUUUACAACAGCUGGAGGCACCCUGGUUGGGAAACACUGCCCACCAUACCUCUUCUCUACAUAUACCCCCUUGCCUUUGCUUCCUAACCUUGUACAGCACUGCAUACACUGUUGGCACUCUAUAAAUAUUUUUGUAUCCUGGAGAUUUUGUUUUAUUUAUAGUGUUUUAUGGGUCAUUUUUGUUUGUUUUUUCUGGUUGAGCGCUGCACCGCAGAAGGUGUGGCGAUCGGGAAUGUUGGUAAAAAAGUGGAUAGGAUUAAAGAGAACUGAAAAGCG
Molecule: messenger RNA, 1478 nt
Organism: Hyla sarda
Lineage: Eukaryota; Metazoa; Chordata; Amphibia; Anura; Hylidae
Product: LIM domain transcription factor LMO4-A-like
Source: RefSeq, a predicted model, not a curated record